Molecule: messenger RNA, 537 nt
Organism: Radiomyces spectabilis
Lineage: Eukaryota; Fungi; Mucoromycota; Mucoromycetes; Mucorales; Radiomycetaceae
Product: adenine phosphoribosyltransferase
Exons: 4
Coding region: 1-537 (178 amino acids)
Biological process (GO): AMP salvage; adenine salvage
Cellular component (GO): cytoplasm
Molecular function (GO): AMP binding; adenine binding; adenine phosphoribosyltransferase activity
Source: RefSeq, a predicted model, not a curated record
AUGAGCAAUUACGAUAUCGAACGUAUCAAGAACCUCCUCGGUACCCAUGAGGACUUUCCCCAGAAGGGAAUCGUUUUCAAGGACAUGUUCCCAGUGUUUCAGGACCCCACAGCCGUCGAAGCUUUAAUCAGCAACAUUGUCUACCACAUCAACUCCACUUAUCAAGAAAAGAUUGACGCUGUUGUCGGUUUGGAUGCACGAGGUUUCUUGUUCGGUCCUUUGGUCGCUCUCCGUCUUGGUGCAGCAUUUGUUCCUGUCCGUAAGCAAGGAAAGCUUCCUGGUGAAUGCGUUUCUGCUGUGUAUGAAAAGGAAUAUGGCAAGGAUAUUUUUGAGAUGCAAGUGGGUGCUGUGAAACCUGGUGCCAAGGUGAUUGUGAUUGAUGAUCUUAUUGCUACUGGUGGUUCGGCCGGUGCGGCCGGUGAAUUGGUUCGCAAAUGCGGUGGCACUACCGUUGAAUACGUUUUCGUCAUGGAGCUCGAAUUCCUCAACGGUGCAAAGAAGUUGGACGCUCCCGUGUAUUCUUUAAUCAAAUUGUAA